UGCUCUGCUGACAGGGAGAGCAAGGUCAGUUUUUGCGGUGUUUCGCCCUCCAAAUCAGCAUGUCGCUGCUAAAACGCCUCACCCUGCUAUGCGCAGCCCAAAGCACCACCGCACUCGUGCUCAACACCCUCAAAUCAGCCACAGUCCUCAACCCUGCCACUGGCACACCAACACCGCUGCUCGACGGCCUCGCGACGUCGCGCAACGUGGUCGUACUGCUGCCGCAGGUCGGCGAGUUUGAUAGCUACGAGUUCUGCGAGCAGCUCACGGCAGUAGCAGACGACCUGAAAGCUGCCGGUUUGGGUCUGCGCGUCGUCGGCGUUGGCGACGCAGACGCGGGCAAGCGCUUCGAGGCGUUCGUGGGUUUGCCGGAGGGCGGGCUGCGCGUCGACCCCUCAGCGACCGUCCACCGAGAGCUCGGGCUCCACCGCGGCCCCGGCUGGAGCUGGCCCGAGUGGGUCUCGGACGACGCGCUGCGCUUCGUACUCGGGACGCUGCCCGGCGGGGCCCCGGACGACGCGGGACAGCUCAGGCCCGUUGGCGACGCGUGGUUGAAUUACUUAUUAAUGUGCGCGGGCAUCGGUGCGCCCGGUACGUUGCCGGAGAUUGCGAGAGGGUACUUCGGCGACAAGAGCGCGCCGGAGCGGUUAAGGCCGGAUGCCGUAGUCAGUGUCGGUGACGUAAUAGAGAUCGGACCGGGCGUCGGACCUGUAAAACUCGGUCCGUUCCGCUACGAGAACUCGUGGAAAGACGAAACCGGCUACCAGCGGCCCGUCGAGCUCGCUACUGUCCGCCUGCGGGCCAUGGUUGAGGUUCUCGGGAACUGGGACGCCUACGUCAGCGACGCCCGCUAUGUAGAUGUGCGCGGCGCCACUUACAUCGUCGACGGCGACGAGCUGCUCUACGAGUACAAGCACCGCGGCGUGCUCACGUACUCAGCGACGAUGAGCCGGCCGCUGAGCUUUCUGGCGCCGUUCAUCGGAGCGCGCGCGCUGAACCCGCUCGGCCUCGGGGACAACGGAGUAUCCAGCGCCUAG
This is a messenger RNA of Pelagomonas calceolata, 1037 nucleotides long. The record is from the annotation of a GenBank genome assembly. Lineage: Eukaryota; Pelagophyceae; Pelagomonadales; Pelagomonadaceae.